Molecule: messenger RNA, 6010 nt
Organism: Ictalurus furcatus (blue catfish)
Lineage: Eukaryota; Metazoa; Chordata; Actinopteri; Siluriformes; Ictaluridae
Gene: plcb3
Product: phospholipase C, beta 3 (phosphatidylinositol-specific)
Exons: 34
Coding region: 1039-4779 (1246 amino acids)
Biological process (GO): phosphatidylinositol-mediated signaling; lipid catabolic process
Molecular function (GO): calcium ion binding; phosphatidylinositol-4,5-bisphosphate phospholipase C activity; calmodulin binding
Source: RefSeq, a predicted model, not a curated record
CUCAAGGGCCCAGCAGUGGCAGGUUAGCAGUGCUGGGACUCAAACUAAUGACCUCCCAAUCCGCAGGUUCACAUCUUUAACCACUGAGACACUACUACCUCAACUGAUACCAGUGAAGUGGAAUAACUGGCAGUGUUCUUGUUUGGACCAAUACAGAGCCACCGAGCCUGGGAACUUUAUAGAGAGCAAAGCAAGGAUUUGAAGUAUUUCAAGAAUUCUCUCAAGUCCCUUUCCCUCGUGAGAAUCUAAGCCUUGUUUUAUUUCAGCAAUAUUCUAAAGACAGGGACAACAUGCAAUUACAGACCUAUGGGGACUCUGUCUGUUGGGGGGGGGGGAUGUUUAGAUAUGUUUAAAUCCGCUGUUUUACCCGUCAGUGCCCCGCCAUGGACCCGCCUCUGCGAGAGAAGAGAAAAGGAAAGUAGCAAUGACAAAAAAAAACUGUAAACGAUAGAAGAAGACGAAGAAAAGAAGGGAAAGAGAAAGAAAAAGCAGCACUCCCUCGUCUGUUCGCUUUUCUCACUCACUUCCUCACCUCCCCCUGUCUGUCUUGCUCUCUCCCUCGCUCUCUCUCUCCUUCCCUGUCCUUCACUCACUCUGUCUCUCCGUCGUUCACUUCACCAAGAAGAAGAGAAAAAAAAAACCAUGAAGGAAAAGGAAGGACACUUCUCCGGACGCGUCGGAGUCGAGUGAAAGUUUUUGUCGAAGGAUAGAGGAAGCAGGGGGACGUGGACGGGAAGGAAAGACUCAAUUCAAGUGCGAUACGCGAAUCGAGCGAGCAUAUGGAGUCAUAAACUGUAACCGACUGGAACACAUUGUAACGAGCUCGCGUGCUCGUUCAUGUGUGACUCAGAGCUGAGCGACUUUUACACACUCGCUCCUCUUUCUUCUUCUUUUCUCCCGUCAAGUUCGCGCGGUCAUCACUGGAGUCGGAAACUCAGGUCAGGUUCCCUCCCAGAAGUGUGUGUGUGUGCGCGCAGGGGGAAGAGUGUGACAGUAGUGUGGAUCUGAGCGAGACGAGGACAGGCUGUUACAGCAGCCAUGGCCGGGGCGAAACCGGGAGUGCACGCGCUCCAGCUCAAACCGGUCUCCGUGCACGAAAUCCUCAAAGCGGGAAGCAAGUUUAUCAAAUGGGACGAGGACCCCAACAGCGGCCAGCCCACUCUGGUCACCCUGAAAGUUGACCCUGAGGGAUUCUUCCUCUACUGGUUCAGUGGAUCAAACGUGGAGACCGAGAUUGUGGACAUCAGCCAUAUCAGAGACACCAGAACGGGGAAGUUUGCCAAGAUACCAAAGGAUUCACGUGUGCGUGAAGUGCUGGGCUUUGGAAAACCAGAGGGCAAUGCGGAGGCUAAGCUAGUAACAGUCGUCUACGGCAACGACCUGGUUAACCUCUCCUUCCUUAACUUCCAGGCCAUGGAAGUGGACGUUGCCAAGGUGUGGACUGAAGAGCUGUUUAAACUUGCCACAAACAUACUGUCCCACAAUGCCUCACGCAACACCUUCUUACUCAAGGCAUACACCAAGCUAACACUGCAGGUCACCCAGGAUGGGAAAAUCCCACUAAAGAAUAUUCUGAAGCUGUUUUCUGACAAGAAGCGAGUGGAAUCAGCGCUGGAGCAGUUCAACCCAAUGGCUAACAGGGCAGACGGGAUCAAGCUGGAGGAGUUCACCUGGGAAAAGUUCCAGAGCUUCGUGAACAACCUGUCUGUGAGGCCCGAGAUCGACCGCAUCUUCGUGCAGCUUGGCUCUAAAGGGAAGCCCUUUCUAUCCCUGGAUCAGAUGUUGGACUUCAUCAACCGUAAGCAAAGGGAUUCGCGGCUGAACGAGGUGCUUUACCCACCGCUCAAGCGAGAGCAGGUACGACAGCUCAUGGAAAAAUACGAGGCUAACGCCCGCCAGCUGGAAAGAGACCAGAUCUCUCUAAUGAGUUUCAGUAAAUAUCUGGGAGGAGAGGAAAACGCAGUGGUUCCCUCCGAGAGGUUCGACAUCAUGGACGAUAUGACCCAGCCGCUGUCUCAUUAUUUUAUCAACUCUUCGCACAACACCUACCUCACAGUGGGUCAGUUAACAGGUCUGUCCUCAGUGGAGAUGUACAGACAGGUUUUGCUCACCGGGUGCCGUUGUAUCGAGCUGGACUGCUGGAAAGGUCGUCCACCUGAUGAGGAGCCCAUUAUUACACACGGCUUCACCAUGACAACCGAAAUUCCCUUCAAGGAGGUGAUUGAAGCCAUUGCUGAGAGUGCCUUUAAGACCUCUCCUUACCCCCUCAUCCUGUCCUUCGAGAAUCAUGUCGACUCCGCACGGCAGCAGGCUAAGAUGGCGGAAUACUGUCGUUCCAUAUUCGGUGACGCGUUGCUCAUCGAUCCUUUAGAGAAAUACCCGCUGGUCCCAGGUCAGCCGCUGCCCAGUCCUCAGGAGCUGUUGGGGAAAAUCCUGAUAAAGAACAAGAAGAAGCAUCACUACCGCACAGCUAACGGAGGCAGUGUCAGACGCAAGGAGGGAGCAGACGAGCAGGGCUCAUCUCUUAACGAUGCGCCAUUGCCUGAAGGGGAGACAAGCCAGAUCAUGUCCAAUGGGGGCGAGAAGCUUGCAGAGAGGAUGAGCAAAGACAUUGACAUGCGGAAGUCCAUUGAUCGGGGCGAUGGAGAUAGUGAUGACGAGGAGGAGGAAGAGCCAGUGGCAGACCCCAAAAAGCACCAUUCAGAUGAGGGAACAGCAUACAGUGAAGUCAAUGCUACAGAAGAGAUGUCCACACUGGUCAACUACAUCGAACCAGUCAAAUUCAAAUCCUUCGAAGCAGCAACCAAAAGGAACAAGUAUUUUGAAAUGUCAUCCUUUGUGGAGACCAAAGGCAUGGACACACUGAAGAAUUCCCCCAUUGAAUUUGUGGAAUACAAUAAGAAGCAGUUGAGUCGGAUCUAUCCCAAAGGCACGCGCGUGGACUCCAGUAACUACAUGCCUCAGCUUUUCUGGAAUGUUGGCUGCCAGAUGGUGGCGCUAAACUUCCAGACUCUCGAUCUGCCUAUGCAGCUAAACAUGGGUGUGUUUGAGUAUAACGGCCGCAGUGGCUACCUGCUCAAGCCUGAGUUCAUGAGGCGCGCAGACAAACACUUUGACCCCUUCACUGAGAACAUAGUGGAUGGCAUCGUGGCUAACACUGUCAAGAUCAAGAUUAUGUCCGGUCAGUUUCUGACUGAUAAGAAGGUGGGUGUGUAUGUUGAGGUGGACAUGUUUGGACUGCCUACUGACACCAAGAGGAAGUACCGCACCAAAACCUCUAAUAACAACUCGAUGGACCCAGUCUGGGAGGAAGAGCCUUUCGUCUUUAUUAAGGUGGUGUUGCCCACACUAGCAUCACUAAGAGUAGCUGUCUUUGAAGAGAAUGGGAAGUUCGUAGGCCAUCGAAUCUUACCAGUGGUGGCUUUACGUUCAGGAUACCAUUACAUUAAUCUGAAGAAUGAGCUCAAUCAGCCACUCCUGCUAGCCUCUCUCUUUGUAUACACUGAAGUUCAGGACUACAUUCCCAAUGAGCACCAAGAGUAUGCCGAGGCUCUGACCAAUCCAAUCAAGCAUGUGCUGGAUCAGAGAGAGAGGCAGCUGGCUGUUCUCAUUGAGGACAACAACGAGGUCAAUAAGCGAGUCCACGUAAAGCCAGAUGAAGGAGAGAAACCGGAUUUCAGCAUUCCACCUAAUGUUGAGUGCACGUUCAUUUUGCCUCCAGCGCCCCUCCCACCUGCGGUGGCUGAAGUAUUGACUGCUCCAGCCCAGAAAGAAGACCUGGUCCUCAAUAUAUUAACAGUGGUAGAGCCUCAGUCCAUUGAAGAGCUGAAGCAGCACAAGUCCUAUGUGAAGUUGUUGAAGAAACAGUGCAAAGAACUGAAGGAGCUCCGCAAGAAGCACCUCAAAAAGGUGUGGGCCCUCAGUAAGGAGCAGAAGAUGAGAUGCAACCAGCUGAACUUGGACAUACAGAGACGCAAGAGUCAAGUGGAGAAAAAGCUGCGGCUCAGCGUGAAGAAAAAUGAGCCUGAGGAGUCUGUGAGGACUGAGCUGAGUGCUCUGGAGGUGGAGCUGGAAAAGCAGACCGUGCAACUGAGAGAGUGGCAGAUGCAGGAGCUACUUGAACUGCGAAAGAAACAACACCAGCUGGAAAGAGAAAAGAAAUAUGCUCAUCUCGAAGAGUCGUUCAAGAAACUAAAAGUAGUCGCUGAGGAUUGCCAGAUAAACCAGAUCAAGAAACUCAAGGACAUAUGUGACAAAGAGAAGAAGGAGUUGCAGAAGAUUUUAGACAGAAAAAGGCAGAACAGCAUUAUUGAAGCCAAGAAGGGGGAUAAAGACAAGGCUGAGUCGGAAGUGAACGAGAUAAAUAAAAAGCAUAUCCAGGACUCCGUGAAUUCACUGCGCAAGUUGGAUGAAACUCAGGAGAAACGGCAGGAGAAGCUGAAGAACCAGCAGAGAGAGCUCUUACAGAAAAUAGACGAGGAGCAACCGCUGCACCGGCUACGACUGGAGCGCGACUGCGACGCCGAGCUCGAGCGCUUACCUGAGGAGAUCUGCCGCUACCUGCAGGGCGAGCUAGAGAGCAAAGGCCUGCGCAGCGAUGCCCUGUUGGGCCAACUAUCCAACCACAACAGUGCUGGCUCGGGCCCACCCUCCAACUGCAGCACACCCCCUUUCAACUCACCCUAUCACAACUCAAGCCUGGAUAACAGCACAGCCUCGCUGGGCGACUCCUCAUCCUCCAGCACCAUCACGUCUGAAUCGGAGCUCACGGCCAUCUAACUCCUACUUUAUCACUCCUGUCUCAUCAUGCCAUUUUUCUCACUGGAUUACGGUGAUAGAAGUAGUAUUACUGAAAGGUGUUUAAAUGUUUUUAAAGGAUUUCAGUAAUGUUUUAUUUUUCACAUACCCCCUUUGUAGUCCGCAUCUUUUUUUUUAUUGUUUUUUUUUCUUAUUUUUCUUUUAACCAAAGUUCUUUUGGAUUGUUCUCUUGCUUUAACCAUAAAAUAUGUUUAAGCAUAUAAGCAAACCAUGUCUGUGUUAAGCACUUGUGGAAUGGAGGGAAAGUUGUUUGUUUUGUUUUUAAACAAGAGAGACUCUUAUUUAUUUCUGUGGUAUGAUAUGAUGGAGAUGGGAGCGUUCACUGUAGUGCUCCGCAUUGUCCAGCAGGUGGCAGUGUGGCUUUAGUGGUGGCGUGAGUUUAGUGACUGGGAGCUACGACGCAGGGCGUAAUCUGAAUGGUACUUGUUUACAUAAUAAUGCACAGAUGGGCAAUCCUAUAAGCCAGGCCAUCAUCUCUCCUCCCUACGGGACUAUAAAGUUAAUUCCCACUGCAUAUUUCUGCAGCGUCCGAAACACAUCACCGUAAUUGAUAUUUUGUGUGUGUGUGUGUGUGUGUUUGGUGGGCCUCGGGGGUGCAAGGGAAAGAUUAUGGAUGUGAUGAAUAUUGUUUUGUUUUUGUUUUUUUCCAGUAAUGCAUAGUUCCCCCUCCCCCUGUCUCCCCGUCCUCCUUUAUCCCACCAUCACUCCAUAUAUAUGUCUCUCUCCUUCCCUACAGCUCUGUGUGCGGUGUGGCUUAAUCUAAUCCCUGCUCUAAUUCUGUGAGUAAUUGGUGUGCCAAUCCCAUACGCUGCACUUCCAAAACCACUUCCGUUCAGGAAACUGGACGUUGUUUCUGUUGUUCAUGUCAACUCUUCACACUCUGAAUAAUUCGCUAAUUCCUGGUGCUUGGUUUAAUAGAAUGUGAAGCUAGAAGAGUGUGUGGUAUGAGGGGUCAGGUGUAGCCAGUUUUAGCCAUGUUACCGUACAUACAUGAACGUGCAGUACAUGUGUAUAUAGGGUUCAAGUCAUUUUAUUUUAGAACUUUUAAUGUAUUCGCAUUUUAGGUUGGGUCUCAAAUGGGGAUCUGGUUUUUCUGAACCCGUAGUUCAUCUUCAUUAUGCUUUCUUCUUCUCGCUGGCAAUUCAAAGAGGCUCCAGAGACGGCAGGUCAGAUUUCCUCGUCGGCCCGUAUA